This is a messenger RNA of Saccharomyces kudriavzevii IFO 1802, 645 nucleotides long. RefSeq names its product mitochondrial 54S ribosomal protein uL6m (gene MRPL6). Gene Ontology annotation, cellular component: ribosome; mitochondrial large ribosomal subunit. Gene Ontology annotation, molecular function: rRNA binding; structural constituent of ribosome. The record is from RefSeq and is a predicted model, not a curated record. Gene Ontology annotation, biological process: translation. The coding region runs from base 1 to 645 and encodes 214 amino acids. Lineage: Eukaryota; Fungi; Ascomycota; Saccharomycetes; Saccharomycetales; Saccharomycetaceae. The transcript has a single exon.
AUGUCGUUUAUUCAGAAAAGACUACUGUCACAGUCCUUUUUUUUGUGCUCCCAAGUGGGGUCCUUACCGCUUUAUCUAUUACCUGAAGUUCAGAUUUCCAUAGGUGCAUUGGCUCUACCCAGAACUAUAAGAAAGGGCAGAACUUCAUUGAAUAUAUCACAGAAUAUUACUGUAGAGGGCCCCAAAGGUACAUUAUUCCUGGAAGUCCCUGAUUUUUUGCAGUUAGACAGAGAUGAAAAGCAUGGUAAAAUAAACGUUGUGGUUCAGAAUGCAGAAGAUAAGCAUCAGCGUUCCAUGUGGGGUACAGUAAGAUCACUUAUAAACAACCAUAUUAUCGGUGUUACCGAGGGCCAUCUUGCUGUACUUAGAUUUGUAGGGACAGGUUACAGGGCCCAGUUAGAAAAUGAUGGUAGAUUUGUCAAUAUUAAAGUGGGUGCCUCUAUUAAACAAGGAUUGGACGUUCCCGAAGGUAUUAGCGUCAAAUCACCUGCUCCUACAUCUCUUAUUAUUGAAGGAUGUGAUAAACAGCAGGUUCUUCUCUUUGCUGCCAAAUUGAGAAAAUUCCAUCCCCCAGAACCAUAUAAGGGUAAAGGAAUUUACGUUAAUGACGAAACGAUAAAACUUAAGGACAAAAAAAUCAAAUGA